Molecule: messenger RNA, 267 nt
Organism: Botrytis deweyae
Lineage: Eukaryota; Fungi; Ascomycota; Leotiomycetes; Helotiales; Sclerotiniaceae
Exons: 2
Coding region: 1-267 (88 amino acids)
Source: RefSeq, a predicted model, not a curated record
AUGGUUCUUGGUGGGGUGUGGGGGAAGCAGUUGGAAAAUGAUCCUUUGGAUCCGAAAAUGUCUCAAAUCGAUUCGGUUCCCGUGUUGCGAUUUGCCCCCCCAGAAAUCAAAUAUGACGAGAAUGUGGCCACCUGCAUGAAAUCCAUGCAGGGACACCAUAAGCUUGCCGAUUUGUUACUAUUGGCCAACCACAGACAUCCAUUUCUUUAUAUUGUUCCCCUUUCUCGAACACCACGGAAAUUUAUAACCGAAUCUCCUUUAUUAUAA